Molecule: messenger RNA, 888 nt
Organism: Aspergillus campestris IBT 28561
Lineage: Eukaryota; Fungi; Ascomycota; Eurotiomycetes; Eurotiales; Aspergillaceae
Product: fumarylacetoacetate hydrolase family protein
Exons: 4
Coding region: 1-888 (295 amino acids)
Molecular function (GO): catalytic activity
Source: RefSeq, a predicted model, not a curated record
AUGGAGCUCCCUUGGAAACGCUUAAUCCGCUUCGAAGCCACUGACGGCCGGAUCCUCCGCGGUGAACCCCUCGUGGAGGACAGCGUCGACCUCGGCUUCGUGACAGCAGCCGACCAGGUCCAGGCGCGCGUCAUCUCCGGCGACGAUAUCUACGACACAACCGGCAAGACGACCGUCACGGAUGAAGUGGUGACUGUGAAGACGAUUCUGGGCCCGCUGGCGCAGCAUGAGGUGCCGAUUGUUCGCUGUGUGGGGCUGAAUUAUAUGAACCAUAUCAAAGAAGCAGGACGCACGCCUCCCCCGUUCCCGUCUAUCUUUUUCAAGCCCAACACUACGGUUCAUGAUCAUGGCGCUCCUGUUGAGAUCCCUUCCAUCGCGCAGGACGAGCAGGCGGACUAUGAAGGAGAACUGUGCAUCGUAAUCGGCAAAGACGCCAAAAACGUCCCCCGCGAUCAAGCCCUCUCCUACAUCGGCGCCUACACCGUCGGCAACGACAUCUCGUCGCGCAAACUGCAGCGCGACCCCGCGCUGGCAGGCCGCGUGCCGCAGUGGUGUUUCUCCAAGGGCUUCGACACGUAUGGGCCGCUGGGCCCCUGUCUAGUUGCUGGGUCGCAGGUUGCCGAUCCGGCGGCGCUGCAUCUGCGCACGGUGGUCGAUGGCGAGGUGCGCCAGGAUGAACAUGUCGCGGAUAUGCUGUUUGAUUGUGCGUAUAUUGUGUCGUAUUUGUCGCAGGGGACGACGUUGCAGAAGGGGAGUGUUAUUAUGACGGGGACGCCGUCUGGGGUUGGGUUUGGAUUGAAACCUCCGAAAUAUCUGACGCCUGGGACGCAGAUGGAUGUGAGUGUGACGGGGAUUGGGACGCUGAGGAAUAGUGUGGUUUUUGCUUGA